GCACGCCCCCGCGGCUGAUGGCGGCGGUUCAAAGCAUUUCGGUUUUACCAAGUCCAGUUUCACAAGGACAAACAUUUGAUGAUUGUUAUUGUUCAGUUUAUGUCGUCAGUUCAAACGCGUGACUUUUUCCAACGGCAGAAAUGAACAGUGAUGAACGAGUUACAAUGGAGGAGACGUCAAUAAGCUUCAAAGCAUUGAGAGCCAAGUUUCAGGAGGAGGCUCGGAUGGCAGAGUCCAGAGCCAGCCGUCCAGCUGUAGCUGGAAAGCCCAAGCACCUGCCUCUUCCAGGAGGCCACUGCAGCUCUGUGGUGAGCAGUAUCCACAUGGCUGUGGACAACAAGGCUCCGGUGGUCCCCAGGGUCUUCUUUAGAGAUGGACUGAGAACUUCAGGAGGAAAGAGGCCCAUUUCAUACCCCCCUCUGCAGCGCUCACCCACAUCUCACACUAAUGCAAAUGGUGACGCUCCAUCAAGACAAUCUCUCAAAGACAGGCACAUGCCACUAGUACUCCCCAUCUUACAUAAUGAGAGUAAAGCAAAUCAGCCUUCUAAAAAAGAACAUAAACUGGAAGAAGAUGGUUUGCUACAAACUAAAACCAGAAAAAAAGGGUUGCUCCUGCCUUUCAAGUCUAAAACUGCAAAGGCAAACUCCGAACACGGGGAGGAGCCCACAUAUGCAGAUUUAACUAGCCGACCGGCUAGUGCUCCAGGAGAGCUGCCUUCUGUAGAGCAGCACACAGAUGACAGGGCGUCGCCCCAAGGUAGUGAGAAGACCAGUGAGAAGACCAGUGAGUGCACUGUGUCCAGCCCUGACAUCACCCUCAGCCCUCCCUCUGCAGAGGCACAUGACUCAGACAGCAGAGUUUUCAGCACGCUGGAAAAGGCCAAGAAGAGGUUCUCCUGUCGACCCGUGAAGUCAUCCAUUAUACCAAAGAGUAGUUCACCAGAGAGGGGCUCCAAAAACAAGGCCUCACCCACAAAGAGCUCCCACAGCGCCAUGCAAGACUUACUCGCACCCCCACCUAUACCUCCCCUACUGAACCUCCCCAACUUAAUCUACAUCUCAGCCAGGCCGUUCAGUAAAGGCACCACAACAUUCAAGUCUCCAUUAGAGAUGCACUUUGGUAAGGACAAAGCUAAUCGCCCUUUUGCCAGAAUUGGUGAUCCCCGUCCUCCAUCUCCUCUAAAGAAACCUUUACCUGAACCGUGGGUUCUGGGGCCAAUGCCAACAAAGCCCUCCAGACCUCCAGUAGUCGACCUCAGUAGUUACAUGCCACACAAAUGUCAAGAUGGGUCACUGAAGCUGGACCACACAGCGGCACAUGAACAGCCAUCAAACAAUAUCACUGCAGUCCCUGUUCUAGAUGCUGUAGUGCUCCCUGACUUUGACACCUCUGAGAUUGAAACUGCAGGAGAGAAGGAAGCUGUACACAUGGCUGCAUUAGACCUGGAGGUGCUGGACCCACCUGCUCCUGAUGCCCCUGGCUCUAUUUACUUUGGAGAGACCCACCCUGACUGGUCAGAUCUUACACAGAGCUCUGAACACAAGGAACUAGAUCUUGGUAAUCUAAAUGUAAGAUCCCCAAAUCCACCCAGCUUUACUGAACCAAUAAACCUCAGUGAGUUCUCAGAACCACUGGGACAAUGGAGCCAGAGCGAGGACCCCACUAUAGACCCUCCAUCCUGCACUGAAGAAGCAGCAGACUCUCACUCCAUACCAGAGGACCAGGGGGAGCAUGGCAACAACUUUGAAUUUGGCAUUUAUCAACAAGAAAUGUAUCACACCACAUGUGACAAUGUGUAUGAAGAUGUGGAAAACAUCAGCAAAUUCUCAUUGAAUCAAGACUCUCGCAAAAGGAGAGGACUCAAGAAUCCCUAUGCCGAGAGCAGCCAUAGGAAGGAAGAGUCGGGGCACAACAUAUUUCAGAGGAAUCCACGGAACGGGGAGCCUGGUUAUUUAUCUCACAGUCAGAUCAACAGUAAGGAAUGCCAAAGCCCAAACACUGCUGACUUCAAAGAACAAAAAAAACGCGAAAAGCAACGUCUUGAGAGAGAGAAGAAAGAACAAAAGGAACGUGAAAAGAAAGAAAAUGAAAUGAAAAAGAAAUUUAAAGUGACUGGUGCAGAGGAGCCCAUGUACCACGCCAAAGUAACAGUAGCAAGUAAAGUCCGCAAAAAUGAUCUCCCUGUAAAAAGUGGGGACACUGUCAGCAUCAUCCGCACCACCAACUGCCCCAAAGGGAAAUGGCUGGCCCGUGAUGCUAACCACAAGUAUGGCUAUAUAUCCGUCAUGAAUGUAGAGCUGAAUAUUAAAGAGAUGCUAGAGCUUGGGAAGAAGGCGCAGGCAGCAGGACGAGGAUGCAACGUGGAGGGCGACACCAUCAGUAUUGGCUCCUCAACCCACCCUAUACUGACAAGCAGCUGUGAGUUUACAGACGAUAGUGACGAGUGGGCCUGUGAAGGUGGAACUCUGUCUCCCUCCAAUGAGAGCCUGAGUUUUCCACAACAGUCUGCCCAAGUCCCUGAGAUGUCGUGCAGCCAUGAUGGUAAACAGCACACCCUGAGUGAUGUCAGCUUGGAGGACCUGCACACCCAGACAAGACAUGAGGCGCUGCAGAAAUUGGCCAUUUUCUUUCAGCACAACAAAGAAGAACUCAAUGAAAACAAUGGUGAAGGUGCUACAAGCUUGGAGAUGCCUAACUUGUGUGAUGUCGAGGAGCCUCCAUUGCCUGAGCAAGAGAUUGACUUCACAGAAUUGGAGCUUCUCCCUCCACCGCCGCUGUAUGCAGACAUCUUCUGAUUUAUUCAUCUGUAUGUUUCUCAAAAAUAACAUUUUGACAGUUGUUUGUGUGUUAAAUUAUGUAACAGGUACUAGAAUAUCACUUUGUUUUUUUGUUCUGUUGGAUCACAUCUCCAUCACUGAUUGGGACUUAUUGUACACAUACAUGAACUAUGCAUUAUGUGCAAAGGGAAUUGGCAUAAAGCGUAUUCACCAAGUGUUAAUGUAUUGUUAUUUACGGGUUAUAUUUAGUU
Messenger RNA from Periophthalmus magnuspinnatus, 3031 nucleotides. RefSeq lists its product as uncharacterized. Gene Ontology annotation, molecular function: protein binding. NCBI's taxonomy places the organism in Eukaryota, Metazoa, Chordata, Actinopteri, Gobiiformes, Gobiidae. Gene Ontology annotation, biological process: protein localization to plasma membrane; T cell receptor signaling pathway; integrin-mediated signaling pathway. The coding region runs from base 141 to 2798 and encodes 885 amino acids. The record is from RefSeq and is a predicted model, not a curated record. Gene Ontology annotation, cellular component: plasma membrane. The transcript is spliced from 19 exons.